CCCUUUCCCUCUCCUCUCCCUCUCCUUUUCAUCCAUUACCACACACCUUCUCUAACCACCUCGCCUAACCCGAAAUAACUCCAUCUCAUCCCUUCUCGACUUCAUUCCCUCCUUUGCCCUUUCUUCUUCUUGACUUAAUCCACCCGAUAAAAUGACGGAACACCAGCUCGCAGAGGAGGAGGAGGUUCAAGAGCUCCUCGGCCAACUUCCAGAGGAGGAGUUGGAUCAAGAACUCCUCGGCCGACUCCGAGCGGCGGAUGAAUUUGGCUUUGAUCCGGCGAAGUACGCCGGCGACAGCGUGGCUUCAUCUGAAGCCUUAGGUGACGACGACGAACACGAAGCCAGGAACUGGCACACGGAGGAGAAGAACCUCCGCGAGGUCCUCGAAGGUGUCGAGGAGCGGGUUGAUGAGGCCGCUGAGCUUCGCUGGCGAGAGAUCAUCAUCAGCGACAUGUACACCAAAGGGGACGAUAAAAUCAAGGAGCGGGUAAGCGACACGUUCGCAUGGGAGCGAGCGAUGGUCACGAACAAUCUGGUGUGGCUGAGUGCCGCCGAGGACCAGAAAAGCCGGACUCAGAUUGAAGUCCAAGCUGGAGUGAAGUUUGUCGCUGUGAAUAAGGGUCACAGCUUCUUCCAUGUGUUCCUUCAGGAGGUUUACUCCCGGUACCACAUUUUGACUGGUGCCCCGGUUCCCACCAUCAACAAGGUGCCUGGCGCUGCUGAAGAAGAUGGCCCCGGCUCCAACUUGCCUGCCACACGUCCUGACCAGAAGAGCAUCAAGUAUAGGACGUGGAACUUUGCCCAGCUGCGGCAGAAGUUGAACCUGGCGAGGUCUAAGGACCACAAAACGUGGAAGAAAUUCCGUCGUCAAUAUCGUGACGACAUUGCAGCUGCUGGCCUUAGGGCUAUCAAGAAGUCCCAUGACCGGGAGAGAUUUCACGAGGAAGCCCUCAAGAUUGCGAAGAAGCAACUCCAGCGGCAAGCAAAUGUCUGGAAGAAUUUCAACGGCUCCGAGGUGCCCGAGGAUAUGUCCUACUGGCUCGUCGUUCGCGAGACCAAGGUCUUUGGACACGGUGCGGGUUUCCCGGAGGAAGAUGUUGCGGCCGGGAAAAGGGUUGCCGCUGGCAAGAAGGGUGCCGCUGGCAAGAAGGUUGCUGCUGGCAAGAAGGAUGCUGCUGGAAAGAAGGAUGCCGCAGGCAAACGCAAGAAGAUUUCGGGGGCCGAUCGCCCCGUACGGAAGAAGGCUCGUAGGGCUCGGGCCAGCACGGAUCCGGAGUCGCUCUCCGACUCCGGAUCCGUGCUGAAGGGUGGCAAGAAGGCUUUGGCCAUCAAACUGCUCAAGAUGGAACGAGAGCUGGAGAAGAUGAAGAAGGAGUUCCGGAAGGAAUUCGGAGUGGGCUGCGACUCUGCCGCCUUGGAGUAA
Messenger RNA from Tricharina praecox, 1423 nucleotides. RefSeq lists its product as uncharacterized. Lineage: Eukaryota; Fungi; Ascomycota; Pezizomycetes; Pezizales; Pyronemataceae. The record is from RefSeq and is a predicted model, not a curated record. The transcript has 2 exons. The coding region runs from base 152 to 1423 and encodes 423 amino acids.